AUGUCCAAACUCAUCGUCAUAAUCGGCAUAACGGGCAACCAAGGCUCCUCCGUCGCUCACACCUUCCUCUCAACACCCACCUGGCGCAUCCGCGGCCUAACCCGCAACCCUUCCUCCCCAACCUCCCAACACCUCUCCUCCCUCGGCAUCGAAAUGGUGCAAGCAGACCUGCACGACCCCUCCUCCCUCACCACCGCUUUCCAGGGUGCAAACCUAAUCUUCAGCGUCACAGACUUCUGGACCCCGUUUUUCACGCCUUCAAACGCUGCUCGCGCCGCGGAGCUCGGGGUGCCUAUUGGAAAAUAUGCGUAUGAGCUUGAAGCUGAACAGGGCAGGAAUAUUGUGGAUGCGGUGGCGAAGGUUGUCGCGGGGUUGGAUGCGGUGGGAUUUGUGGCGAGUACGUUGUGUAACGCCCGCGAGAGCAGCGGGGGUAAGUAUAGUGAGUUGUGGCAUUUUGAUAGCAAGGCAGAUGUUUUUCCAGCGUAUGUAAAGGAAAAGUAUCCGGAGUUGGCGGAGAAGACGAGUUAUCUGCAUACGGGGUAUUUUUAUACGAGUUGGAGGUAUAUGCCUAAUCGGUGGUUUGCAAAGUUGCCGGAUGGCUCGGUUCAGAUGCAGUCUCCGACUUCCCCAGACGUGCUGAUUCCACAUCUUAACCCACGGACAGAUGUUGGCCCUUUUGUACAAGCCAUGUUGAAGCUGCCUCCAGGGUCGACGGUCAUGGCUGCGAGCGAGUGGUGCACAUGGCCGGAUUGGAUCAAGACUUGGGGCGAAGUAACUGGGGUCGAGAAUAGUUACAAGCAAGUUAGCGUCGAGGAUUUCGACAAGGAAAUUCCAGGAGGUGCAGGUAAGGAGAUUGGAGAGAUGUUUGAAUUUUCGAGUACUUGGGGGUACAAUGCGAAUCAAAAGGAUACGUUGAUGACGUGGGAUCUGGAAAAGGUGAGAAUGGAACGCUUUGUUGCGUGGUUUGGAGUUGUCGGCUAA
This is a messenger RNA of Bipolaris zeicola 26-R-13, 981 nucleotides long. RefSeq lists its product as uncharacterized. NCBI's taxonomy places the organism in Eukaryota, Fungi, Ascomycota, Dothideomycetes, Pleosporales, Pleosporaceae. The transcript has 2 exons. Bases 1 to 981 code for a protein of 326 amino acids. The record is from RefSeq and is a predicted model, not a curated record.